GUUCGCCAUUUUGUAAAAUUUUGGUUUCCUUCCCGCCCAUCGAUAACAACUAAUUAAUCGAUUAAUCUUGUGGUAAUACGACUGUAAACCUAUGUGACGAUUUAGAAGAACUAUUUUUCUACAAAUCUGAAUAUCUACAGAAGGCGAAAUCUGCCAGGAAACUGAUGUUUUAGCGGUUCCUGUGCGAUUACCUCUCGAAAAUAAAAACGGAAAAAACUUUUCGAAGUGGACAGGUCAAACUACUGAAGAUAGAUAACCUUAACAAGAAGAAUGAGAUUCUAACAUCGGCAACAUAUUAUAUUUACAUUUUACUAGGUGAUUGAAUCUAAUAAAAAGGUGGAAGAUGUUCUGGAAGUUCAACCUCCUCACGUCUCAUAUAGACACCCUGCUGGACAAAGAGGAUGUGACAUUGACAGAGUUAAUGGACGAAGAUGACGUCCUCCAAGAAUGUAAAGCAAUGAACAGAAAACUGAUUGAUUUCCUGGUUAAACCGGAGAUCAUGGAACAAAUGGUGAAUAUGGUCACCCAGGAACCAUCCGAAGACUGUGAUGAGAAAGUUAGAUACAAGUAUCCAAAUACAGCCUGUGAGCUGCUAACCUCUGACAUAACACAAAUUAAUGACAUGUUAGCUAUAGAAGACACUCUCCUAGGCAAGGUCUAUUCAUUUCUAGAACAGGAAGGCCCCUUAAACCCUCUACUAGCAAGUUUCUUUAGUAAAGUCAUGGGGUUGUUAAUAACCAGGAAGAGUGAAGCGAUGCUUGAUUUUCUGAAGAAACGUGAAGAUUUUGUAGGUCAUCUAUUAAACCAUCUUGGUACAUCAGCAAUCAUGGAUCUGUUGCUCCGUCUCAUCACAUGUAUUGACUCUCCAGAAUGUAAGGUGGCCACAAUCAAUUGGCUGAAUGAGCAGAGCCUGGUACACAAACUGGUCUCAAUGAUAGACCCAGUACACUCAGAGGAGAAACACUGCAAUGCGUCCCAGUCUCUUUGUGAUAUAAUCAGACUGAGCCGUGAACAGAUGAGCCAGAUGCAGGACAAGGCAGACCAUGACCCCCUACUGGAAACCAUAGAAGCGCAAGAAACUGUGACUGAACUGCUGAACCAUAUGUUUAACGGAGAGAAGUCAGAAUCUGUUUUAGUCAGCGGUCUUUCCGUCAUACAAACCUUACUAGAGUUCAAAAAAUUGGCCCAGAGGGUGGUGCUGAACAGAUGACGUCACUAGAUGCAGAGAGGUUUGCACAGGGGGUUAGUAAAUGUCUAAUGGCCAUGACCCCACGCUUAAAAGAUCUACAUAAUUUAUUAGUAGACCCUCCAAAGCAACACUACAGUGCAAUGCCAACCACCAUAGGAACUCUAGACCCGCCUCUGGGAAACACAAGGCUGCAGAUAGCACGAUUAGUCAAUUCUCUCAUACAGACAAACACACAUGCAAUAAAUACUGAACUAGCCAAUUUAGGAACUUUGAAUGUCUUAUUAGAAUUAUAUUUUAAAUAUGUGUGGAACAAUUUUCUCCACACUCAACUAGAACAGUGUAUAGGGACCAUACUAUCCAAUACACCAACUGAGUAUGAGAAUAAACAAGAACACCCAUUACUAGAUCAAUUGUUUAGCAGCACUAAUUUAAUACAGAAAAUCUUAGAUGGCUGGGAAGAUAAUGAACAAUCAAUAUCACGGCCGGGUGGUAGGAGAAAAGGCUAUAUGGGUCAUUUAACAAAAAUAUCCAAUCACUUAGUACAGAGUUUAGAAAAAAGUUGCAAUGCGGCACGCAUGACAGAACAUAUAAAAGAAUUACCAGAAAAAUACAGGGAAAAGUGGGAAGCCUUCUCAGCCAGUACGCUCACUGAGGCCAAUAAAAAGAAUACGGUUGAACUGGUAGGAGGUCAUCCAUUGCUCUCUAGUAGUGAAGAUGAUGAUGCAGAUUUUAGAGACAUUCCAUUCCCACAGGACACAGCCAUGCAGCAGGCAUUCUCUGAUUACCAGUUGCAACAAAUGACCAGUAAUUUUAUUGACCAGUUUGGCUUCAACGAAGAAGAGUUCGCAGAACAGGAGGAACCAGCUGACAACCCAUUUAAUGAGAAGGUGAACAGUAUUGACUUUGCUAUCAACACAACAGAAACAAACCCGAAUACAGCUAUGUUUGAACAGGCUUGUAAUGAACGUAUACAACAGUUUGAUGACCAUGAUAGCGAUGAGGAUAUAUGGAAGGAGGUCACUUUUACACAAAAUGCAUCCAACCAGGGUGUCUCCAGUGGCACUGCACCUGUAGCAAGCCCAGAGGUGGAUGAGAUUGCCAGUAACAGUUCAGACAGUGAUUCAGAGGAGGACUUAGAAUCCCCAGCAGUAAUAAGACAAGCACCUUCCUCAUCUACUACAGAGAAGAUGGAUGUAGAUAAUUCAGACAACUGGGCCAACUUUGAUGCAGUAACCAUGGAUUCAGGCCCUGUUGCUAUGGACACAGCCAAUUCACCAUGGGAGAACCAACCAACUUCCACCUCAACUCCAGAUACAAGUUCCAGUGGCAGCUCAGAGAAUUGGGCCAGCUUUGGGGAAACAAAAAACCUGACGGGUGAAGCGUCACAGAAAGAAGAUGAAGAAUGGGCUGAUUUUGCUAGUUUUUCUCCAGCUCCUUCUGAUUUAGCAAGUACUGACCCAGGACCACGCAGUAGCUCCCCCAUUGCCAUGGACACAGUAGAGAGUACCACAGAGAAUCAAACAGACAGGCCAAAUGCUUAUUUAGUUUCAAGUGCCCCAGCUGACCUGGGCUCAAGUGUGGAUCAGGCUAAACCAGAUAGCACAGUAACAAGUGGGACAGUUGCUCACAUAGACACCACACAAAGUGUUGCUCAGGAAUCAAAAGAUGACGUCGUGUCAUCAACAACAGGGUUACCGCCUCCGACAUCCCCCAAGGUUGCCAGCAGCUCUACCCCCACAGAGACCCCCAGCCAAGGCAACCCUAGUACCCCCAGCUCUAGCCAAACUAACCCAAAUACACCAACGUCUAGCCAGCCUGGCCAGCCACCCAGUGAUCAACCUCAACCUAGCAGUAAUGUAACGCCCAGCAAUAGUGCUUCCCCUGGUGCCACAUCACAGUCAACAGAGGCAGAAACCAAACCAGCUGUGCCAUCAACAGAGCCUACCCCCUUAGAUAAUAAUCAUCCCCAAGAAGAUGACGACUUACAAGAUAAUUUCAACUUUUUAGCAUCAGCUGGUCUUAUGAGGUUUGAUGAGCCAAAGGCCACUGGAAAUGGACCAACAAGUAGUGAAGAUUCCGAGACCGCUACUGUCGAGGCAGCCAGAGCCAAAGCACUUGAAGCAUUACAACAGUUCACAUCUGCGUCUAGUACUCCUCCUGCUCAGAACGGCCCUGUUUGAUAUCACCUUCCCAUAUCUUCUCCUUGUGCUGCAACUCACAUCAGGAAGACACUGUCGCACAGUGUUCACUAUGUGCCAUCUUGCCAUCAGGUGCAAAAGAAAACUAAGCAAUGGUGAUAUCCUGGUCAUGAUAUUCAAGUUGUACCAGAUUGAUUGAGCAACAGUUAUGUCAUGAUUAACAGUGAUUAUUGGAGGAAUUAUAGCAACAGUGCCAUCCUAGUGUUGUGAUCACACAUGUCAAAAAGGGAACUAUGAUAUCAUAAUCCUAAAAAUCUUGAAUUGGCACAUAAAGCAUUCAGAAACCAGUAACAUAGGAUGUAUUUAUGAUUUUAAUUAUUUUACCCAUUCCUGCAUAUUAACACCCAGAAGGGAAUUAAGUUGUAUAUUAAAUAAGUUCAAUACGAAAUGGGUAAAAGAUAACAGUCUCAUGCACAGAGCCAAUUUUCCCACCCCAUUGUGCAUAAUGCUAAUAAGGAUAAACUUAGGACCUCCAGAGUUCAUGCUCAGCACCUUGUUCAGAUUAGGACUUUAAAACAAUCUUGCAUCCCAUUGAUAAUCAAUUUACGCCUCAUGGAGUAUUCAGAAACUUAUGACAGCGAUGGAUAUUUUCACCAAUUUUUGACUAUGGACAGAUGUCAUUUGAGACAAAUCCUAGUGAGAACCUUGAAUAUCUAAGAAGAAUGCUGUUUUGCAACUCAGUUGCAGUUUCUUAUGUGAAACCCUGUUCUUUUACACAACAGUCUCAUCAUUGUUUGAUUCAAACACAUGAACCUUUGAUGUGACCCCAAUUGAGCCAUGAUACUUCAAUAAUAUUGAACCAGGUCAACUAUUUUGAAUCGGACUUAUGCCUCAGUCACAUUUGAUAUACGACAACUGCACAGCAGCCGUGGCUUGCCAAGAUCGAGAGAAAUAUGCAGCAUAAAAUACAGGGAUAAGCAG
Messenger RNA from Owenia fusiformis, 4308 nucleotides. NCBI's taxonomy places the organism in Eukaryota, Metazoa, Annelida, Polychaeta, Sabellida, Oweniidae. The record is from the annotation of a GenBank genome assembly.